Molecule: messenger RNA, 1919 nt
Organism: Danio aesculapii
Lineage: Eukaryota; Metazoa; Chordata; Actinopteri; Cypriniformes; Danionidae
Gene: mutyh
Product: mutY DNA glycosylase
Exons: 15
Coding region: 300-1880 (526 amino acids)
Biological process (GO): base-excision repair; mismatch repair
Cellular component (GO): nucleus
Molecular function (GO): adenine/guanine mispair binding; 4 iron, 4 sulfur cluster binding; purine-specific mismatch base pair DNA N-glycosylase activity
Source: RefSeq, a predicted model, not a curated record
UUCAUAGCAAGCGAGUGACGCGGAGUUCCAAAGUCAGCUAUUGGUCCAAACACGUCCCGCCCUCCAGGAAGUAAAACAGAAGGCGGGAGUCAAGCGCUGCAGCCGCAUGAUGUUGAAUACAAGUUGGUGUAAACACUGUUGUACAUGUUGUAUUAGUCCACGAUUUUAACGUACUGUUUUAUUCGUCAUAAUUUUUUGUAUAAGAGCAUAUUUAUGCAUGUCAGUUUGUGCUCAUUUAGUUUUCAGUCGAUGUUUAACAGUUUUAAAAGCUGUUUAAAUCUGAGGGCUGAAUUAGCACCAUGAGCAGGUUAAGAUCUACUGUUUUGAAGGGGAAGAGAGCGGCCAUAGAAAAUACUGAGCUGAUCAAAUCCUGCAAUAAGAACAGAAAAUCAAAGCCUUCCAUUAAAGAGGAAACAUCUGAAACUGAACCCUCAUUAUAUCACGUUUUCCAUGAUCCAACUGAAAUAUCCGUGUUCCGCUCUCACCUGAUGGAGUGGUAUGAUCAAAAUAAGAGAGAGCUUCCCUGGAGGACAUUGGCGAUGACAGAACCAGAUGAUAAUAUCAGGACAUAUGCAGUAUGGGUUUCAGAAAUCAUGUUACAACAGACUCAAGUGGCCACAGUGAUAGACUACUAUAACAGAUGGAUGAAGAGAUGGCCGACUGUGGAAAAACUUGCUGCUGCUACACUGGAGGAAGUGAACCAAAUGUGGUCAGGUCUUGGAUACUACUCUAGAGGACGCAGACUGCAUGAAGGUGCUCAGAAAGUGCUAUCAGAACUGGAUGGGGAGAUGCCAAAGACUACAGCUGGACUGUUGAAACAGCUGCCUGGCGUUGGACGCUACACAGCCGGAGCGAUUGGUUCUAUAGCACUUGGACAGGUGACAGGUGCUGUUGAUGGAAACGUCAUUCGAGUUCUGUGUCGCGUUCGAGCCAUAGGAGCAGACAGCAGCAGUCCUGCUGUAACAGAUACUUUGUGGAGAAUUGCAGAUACACUUGUUGACCCAGAGAGACCAGGAGACUUUAAUCAGGCUAUGAUGGAGUUAGGAGCCAGAGUCUGCACCCCAAAAUCCCCUCUGUGCAGUCAGUGUCCUGUUCAGACCCACUGCCAUGCUUUCAAGAAGAUGAGCAUUAAACAAGAGACUGACUGCAAAAGACUUCUAAGUAAACUUGCCUCAAAUCUCAAAAACCCUGUUCCUGAUAUAGAGAAUUGUAUGUCUGCUGGCAGCUGUAACUUGUGUCUGUCAGAGGACUGGGACCCUCAGCUGGGGGUACAGAAUUAUCCCAGAAAGCCUGUUAAAAAGGCUCCACGUGUGGAACAAACACUGACCUGUAUAGUGGAGCGCCAGCAAGCCGGAGAGGAGACGGAGUACCUGCUCACUCAGAGGCCAAGCAAAGGACUCCUGGCUGGGAUGUGGGAGCUACCCAGUGUGCUCUUGCAGGCUGACGUCUCUGAGAAUAAAUAUAAAGAGUUGAUAUGUGACAUGAUGCAGAAAUGGCUGGAAACACCCCUGGACACUAACUCAGUGCAGUUUGUGGGAGAGGUGGUGCAUAUUUUCUCCCACAUCCAUCAAACCUACAUUGUGUUUUUGGUGCGUGUUUCUGACUGCCAUGACAGAGAGGAAAAGCAGAAGACCUGCUGGCUAACUAAAUCUGCUCUGCAGGAGGCGGCUGUGUCCACUGGGGUUAAAAAGAUUAUGAAGCUCUAUGAAUCUUCAAGCAAGUUGGACCACAAGGAAAAGAAGAGAAAAGCCGGCGCUGAGAAACAGUCAAACAAAAUAAAAAAAACCAAAGGUGCUGCUACUAAUGUAGGACCCAAACAACUCUGCCUUAGUAAAUUCUUCUCUACCUCAAAGACAACAGUUAAAAGCAAAUGCUCUUAAGAACUGCUGGUCUGGAUAUUAAAUCUUGUUUUUUUUUUU